This is a messenger RNA of Tetrahymena thermophila SB210, 3084 nucleotides long. RefSeq names its product cyclic nucleotide-binding domain protein. The transcript has 4 exons. Lineage: Eukaryota; Ciliophora; Oligohymenophorea; Hymenostomatida; Tetrahymenidae. The record is from RefSeq and is a predicted model, not a curated record.
UAUUUCUUAAAAUUAUAACUUUAAACGUAUCACUAAACAGAAAGUAUAAAAUUUAAUUUUCAGUUACUUCCUCCACAAUUAAAUUUAAUGAGGUUAAGAUUUUGUUUUAAUUUUUUGCUAUAUCACACCUAAUUCUUCUAGCUAGUCUUUAUUUAAUAUAAUUAAUUUACUAAAAAACAAAAAACAAAAGCGCAGAUUAAAUUCAAACAAAAGUUAUCAAUUGAUUCAUAUAAAAUGUUAAAUGGUAAAUCAUUUGAUAAAAUAUCUUUCGUUAAAAAACUAUUUCUUAGUCCUCCUUAAGAAAGAUAGUUAGAUGAAAUUGGCUGGAUUUUAGAUACUUACAACUUUAAUUCGAUUCAUACUUAUAAUAUAGGACUGAAAAUAAAUAACGAGUUUUAUCAACAAGAUAUGAAAGAUCUACACUAACUAAUAGUCUAGCAUAUGCAAUACAACUACUAUGAAACCACCCAUAAGAUUAUAAAAUAAAAAGAUUCUUGCAAAUUUAAUUGCUUUCUAAUUGUAGAAGGAUAAGUUAAUAUCUAUGAAACAAGUGAAGAUGGAGAAUUACUUUAUACUUUUAAAUAUGGAGACGUUUUUACUGAUAAAGAAAUAAUUAAAAGUGUUAAAAAAACUCUGGUAUUUGUUUUUGCUGCUCACAGUCAUGUUGGUUAAACUAAAUAUGAAGAUAUACAAGACACUUUAGAAUCUUCUAACUAUAACUUGGAAGAAAAAAAUAAUAAAUUUUUACAGUAUACUUACUUGCUGUAAAAGCUUAAUAUCAAAUACUUCAAAGAGUUAAUUCAAAAUUUAUCAUAUUUAGAUUUUUUAAAUGGAGAAACAGUAUUCUAGCAAGCUGAUCCCAUAGAUUCUUUCUACAUUAUUAAGUCAGGCGAAUUCAGCAUUAAGAGAUCAUUUUCCAUUUAAGAGUUCCACAAGAAAGGAUCCAUGGAAGUAGAAAUAGGCUAAAGUGACAAAGAAUUUGAAGAGUUACUAUUAAAUAAGAAAAAUAAUAAAAAAUCACUUCAACUCAGAGUGAUGAUUUAAAAUGAAAUUUUUGGAGAAGAGGAAUUGAUUAAAUCAUAUUAUUAGGAACUUUAAUCUAAUCCAAAUUAAGUAGUCCCUAAAGAUUUUAAUGUAAAUCUUUAAAGAAGCUAUUAAGUUUAAUGCUGCUCUACGCAAGGAACUCUCAUUAAAAUAUCUAAAGAAGACUUAUUUAAAAAAAUCCUCAGUAAAAUGAAAUACUACUAAAUUUAAGAUCUUAUAACCAGAAUUGAUGCCAAGUUAAAAAAUAGUGAAAAUAAAGUUAGAAAAAUAAGAAGGAGUAUAAUACCAUUUAAACAAUAUUUAAUUUCUGACUCUCCUUCCUCUAAUGACUUGUCAAAUUAUACAAGAAGACACUCGCAAUUCAGUUAGUAAGCUUCUGCUUAACUUAGUCACUAAAACUCCACCAAUAAUAGCUUAGUAAGAACAUCAACUCCAAACACAUAGUCCCACAGAUAGACAAGACCAAGCUAGUCUACUUAAAGCUUAUCCCAAACUUCGAAAAUAAUUGCAUUUGAUAGCUUUUCAGAUUAGAUACUCAAAAUCUAAAAGGGAAAAAGUUAACCUGAAUUUUCGUAAUUAAGUCCAACUUGUAGUAUCAAUACACAAAGAGGUAGGCCUUAUUCAGCAAGAUGUUAAAACAAAGAAGGAUAGUCUAUUUAAGAAAGUAGAAUUUAAAUUUCAAAAAUAAGAAAUAACUCAGCCCGUCCAGUAUCAUCUUCUAUCUUUUGUUAACAAAGCAAGAAUGCUUCUAAAGGUGAAAGGAUUGAAUAAAAAUAAAUUUAGUCCUUCUUAAGUUUAGAAUAGUAAAGUUCAAGUAUUUUACAUCAUUUAGACUUCCAGUAAUCAGCUAGUAAAGAUCACUUUUGUGAUUAAAUCAAAGAAAGUUAGUCUAAAUUAUUCGCAGAAGACAAAACUUCGAUGAUGAUGAUAAAAAAGAGGUUUUCAGUAUUCGAAAAGAGUACCUUAGAAACUUCUUUUUAUCAAUAAGGUGGUGAAUCUUAAAUUAAAAGCCCGAGAAUGAAAAUUUAACUUGGAAUAAAUCAGUCUCAAGAUCUCACAAACUAAGAAAAAAGAUUUAUGAAAUUUUAAGAUUAAAUAUAAAAAAAAGUUGAGUAGAAUCAUGCAAGUCAAAAGCCAGUUUUCGUAGAAUUUGUACCUGUUCCUAAUCCUAAAAAUUAAGAAAAAACAUUAAAUUAAAAAGGAGCUGUUUCACCAACAUACUAGGGUUUAAAUUCGCAUGUAGUAGAAAAAGUGAAAGACAGAAAGAUGAAAAUUUAAUUAAUUUAGCCUAUCUUUGAUAGAGGAUAUGCAGAAAAUUUUAAUAAAGAGUUAAUAAAGAUAAAUAAAAAAAAUGCCAAGCAUAACUAUAUUGUAGAUGUAAAGGAAGAUAAUAUGAAUAAAGGUCUGAAUAAAUUUAAUAUCCUUUAAUAGAUUAUUGAAAAGCAAAACAAGUUGAAAUAAAUGUAAUCACUUCAUAAAGAAAAUUAAAGCAAUACAAAUAAUGCAUUUCAUAUGAGUAAUUUACUGUAAGCAAGCAAACUAGAUAUCACUCAAACUAAUUUACUCAAUAAAGAAAAUUUUUAAAGUUAUAAUAUUUAAGCUAGCGAAAGCAUAAUAAUACAAAGUUAUCCCAAAUAAACUGUUAAUAAAUUAUCAAUUAAUACUAAUAUCAAUAACUCUUAAAAUAUUUCUAGCCCAUUAAUAUCUCCAAAGCUAAAAUCAUACAGUGCAUAAGUAUCUCCAAAAACUAGUCCAUUAUAAAACAAAUAGAUAAAAAGUGCAGUUGAAAUGCUAUCUUAACUUGUUGAAAAAAAAUUUCAUCAUUAGAGCUCUACAUAAAGAUUUUAACAGCCCAUUAUAAGAGCAAAAUCUCAAUCAGUAAAGCAUUCAUAAAGCAAUUAAUUUACUUUCUAAUAAAAAAACACAAACAAAUAUGAUUAGUUAUUCAAAUAAACUUCUCAUUUAAAUGGUGAGAAUAGGAAAAAAACUGUUUCACAAUAUACUCAGUUAAACAGUCCAAAACUAAAUUAACUAAUAUGA